UCUCUCCCUCCCUCCCUCCCCGCGGACUCUCCUAUCACCCUGAAACAGGAAACCGCUCACACUCAGAGAGAGACCACUUACUGUCCUAAACACAUCGUCGUUUUUAAGUCUCACCAUGGUCUGAGUUUCACCGAGUAACUUGCAGAACACUGUCGUAAGCCCCCUAAACGACAAAGAAAACGUAAAAGCAAAACAAAACAAAACAAAGAAGAAAGAGAAUCACAACGAUGGAGUGCGUUGGAGCGAGAAACUUCGCGGCAAUGUCGGUUUGUUUAAGCUCUUCUUCGAGGUCGCGUUUGAGGAGGAAGAAGCUAGCGAGAAUCCGAACCUCAAUCUGCAUUCGUGGAAUUAGUUUGCACCGUCACCACCAUCAUGAUGAUCAUCAUUAUCGUGAAGCUUCACGCUCGCAAUGUCUCAGCGUGGAGGCCAAAGCUGGUGCCGGAAGCGAGAGCUGCGUGGCGACGAAAGAGGACUUCGCUGACGAAGAAGAUUAUAUCAAGGCCGGUGGAUCGGAACUCGUGUUCGUCCAAAUGCAGCAGAACAAGUCCAUGGAAAUGCAAUCCAAGCUUGCUGAUAAGUUGCCACCCAUAUCUGUAGGAGAUAUAUUGGAUCUAGUGGUGAUUGGUUGUGGUCCGGCUGGUCUUGCUCUUGCUGCAGAAUCUGCCAAGUUAGGAUUGAAAGUCGGGCUCAUUGGUCCGGAUCUUCCUUUUACAAAUAAUUAUGGUGUGUGGGAAGAUGAAUUUAAAGAUCUUGGACUCGGAGGUUGUAUUGAGCAUGUUUGGAAGGAUACCAUUGUAUAUCUUGAUAAUAAGGAUCCCAUUUUUAUUGGGCGUUCUUAUGGACGUGUCAGCCGACAUUUGCUUCAUGAGGAAUUGUUGAGAAGGUGUGUCGAGUCAGGUGUAUCAUAUCUUAGCUCAAGAGUUGAAAGGAUUGUUGAGGGUAGCAAUGGCCACAGUAAUGUCAUAUGUGAAUAUGAUAUUGUGGUGCACUGCAGGCUUGCUACUGUUGCAUCAGGAGCAGCUUCAGGGAAACUCUUGCAGUAUGAAGUUGGGGGUCCAAAGGUGUCUGUCCAGACAGCUUAUGGUGUGGAAGUUGAGGUGGAAAACAGUCCUUAUGAUCCCAACCUGAUGGUUUUCAUGGAUUACAGAGACUACAUGAAGCAAAAUGUUCAAACUCUAGAAGCAAAUUACCCAACAUUUCUUUAUGCAAUGCCUAUGUCUGGCACAAGAGUGUUCUUUGAGGAAACCUGUUUGGCAUCGAAAGAUGCCAUGCCUUUUGAGUUAUUAAAGAAAAAGCUUUUUUCGAGAUUAAAUACAAUGGGGAUCCGAAUCACAAAGACUUAUGAAGAGGAAUGGUCUUAUAUCCCCGUUGGUGGGUCCCUACCCAACACAGAGCAGAAGAACCUUGCAUUUGGUGCAGCUGCUAGUAUGGUGCAUCCAGCUACAGGCUACUCAGUUGUGAGAUCUUUGUCGGAAGCUCCAAAAUAUGCUUCAGUAAUUGCCUCUAUUUUGAAAGAGGGUCAUACAAGUAGCAUUAUUACUCAUGAACGAAGUAAAGAGAAUCUAUCUAUGCAAGCUUGGAAUACCCUUUGGCCACAAGAAAGGAAACGACAGAGAGCAUUCUUUCUUUUUGGAUUAGCAUUAAUUCUGCAGCUUGACAUUGAGGGCAUCAGAACCUUCUUUCAUACUUUCUUUCGCUUACCUAACUGGAUGUGGCAAGGAUUUCUUGGCUCCUCUCUUUCCUCUACAGACCUAGUACUAUUUGCAUUCUACAUGUUCAUAGUAGCACCAAAUAACUUGAGAAUGUGCCUAGUCAGACAUCUGCUUUCGGAUCCUACAGGGACAACAAUGGUAAGGACCUACUUAACGAUAUAGUUACUUUCAUCACUUUGUUAGGAUCAUUAUAUAUGGAGGAAGCUUUAGAUUACAUUAGUUACUGUAAUAGAAGUUAGAAUGUUCUUGUAUGUACAUAUAUAACAAAACAAAAGAUAUGUUCUUGCUACAUUUAUGUGUAUCCCUUCUGCUACAACUUUUACCUUGUUAACACCUUGUUCAUGGCUAUUUUCAUGGAAAAAACUAGUGCCCGCAUUUAGAGGGGUUUACUAGUGCUAAAUAA
This is a messenger RNA of Arachis stenosperma, 2115 nucleotides long. Its product is annotated as lycopene epsilon cyclase, chloroplastic. NCBI's taxonomy places the organism in Eukaryota, Viridiplantae, Streptophyta, Magnoliopsida, Fabales, Fabaceae. Gene Ontology annotation, biological process: carotenoid biosynthetic process. The coding region runs from base 228 to 1874 and encodes 548 amino acids. The record is from RefSeq and is a predicted model, not a curated record. The transcript is spliced from 11 exons. Gene Ontology annotation, molecular function: oxidoreductase activity, acting on paired donors, with incorporation or reduction of molecular oxygen.